Molecule: messenger RNA, 1559 nt
Organism: Sander lucioperca (pikeperch)
Lineage: Eukaryota; Metazoa; Chordata; Actinopteri; Perciformes; Percidae
Gene: serbp1a
Product: SERPINE1 mRNA binding protein 1a
Exons: 9
Coding region: 82-1290 (402 amino acids)
Cellular component (GO): nucleus; cytoplasm
Molecular function (GO): mRNA 3'-UTR binding
Source: RefSeq, a predicted model, not a curated record
GCCAUCUUGUGGCUUCAUCUAGCGAAGUGUUCGCACCAAGCCUCGUAGAAUCGGAGGAAAUCCUGCUGAAGGGGCGCCAUCAUGCCCGGACAAAUGCAAGAAGGUUUUGGCUGUGCCAUAACCAAUCGGUUCGACCAGUUAUUUGACGAUGAGUCAGAUCCAUUUGAGCUGCUUAAGCAAGCUGAAGUAAAGAAGAAGGAGGCUCCUGCUCCUGGUGCCGCCAAGACUGCAGCCCAGGCUGCCAAGCAGCCGAAAAAGGAGUCCCAAAAAGACAGAAAGGUCCCACUUACUGAUAAGAAGGAGGAGACCCAGGCCCCCGUCCCACUUAAGAAAGAUGGUGCCGGCAUGAGGAGAAUGGGCCGCAAGCCUGAGGGCGAAGGCUUCAGACCCCAGGGCGGCCAGGGAGAGGGGCGCCCCACCACAGACAGACGGCCUGUGGACAGGCGGCCCCCACGCCGCUUCGACAGGCCUGCUGGUGAUGCUGGCGAGAAGCCCGAGGGAGGUGAAUUCUCAGUUGAGAAAUCCAUUGGUGAUAGGCCGAUGAGAGGACGUGGUGGUGCCAGAGGCGGCCGUGGCGGUGGCAGAGGCCGUGGUGUUGGUCGCAACGAUGGCUUCGACUCCAGAGGAAAGCGUGAAUUUGAUAGACACAGUGGCAGUGACCGAUCUAGUAUGAAGGGUGAGGAGAAGCGUGGUGGAAGUGGAUCUCACAACUGGGGCACUGUUAAGGAUGACAUAACCGAGCUUGACCAAUCGAACGUCACUGAAGAGAACCCUGAAGGAGAGGAGCAUCCACCUGCUGACUCUGAGAACAAAAGGGAGAAUGAGGUUGAGGAAGUAAAGGAAGAAGGUCCCAAGGAGAUGACUCUGGAUGAAUGGAAGGCCAUGCAGGACAAGGAGCGGGCCAAGGUGGAGUUCAACAUCCGUAAGGCCAAUGAGGGAGCUGAUUGGAACAAAGGAUUUGUGCUGCACAAGUCCAAGGCAGAAGAUAAGAAGGAAGAAUUGAUUGACCCUGAGAUUGAGGAGUCAAAGAUCGAGGAUGAGCAUCACUUCCGGAAGCCAGCCAAUGACAUUACGUCCCAACUGGAGAUCAAUUUCGGAGACCUGGGCCGUCCAGGUCGUGGACGCGGGGGACCACGUGGUGGCCGGGGCGGUCGUGGCCGCGGCAGCGGCAGUGCACCCAGCGCUGUCCCUGGCGAAGUCACUAGGCCAGUCCGCGGAGGAAGGACUGACAAGUCAUCUGCGUCUGUGCCCAAUGUGGAUGACCCAGAGGCCUUCCCAGCCCUGGCUUAAGCCCAGGCUGCUGUCUCUCAGGCCUACAGGAGCCCCCUGAGCACCUCCACUACGAGGCUUGCAUGUUCCUGGAUCCUUCAGCAAAGUCAAAUGAUGGAGAAGACUGUCAUUAACUAUGACACUCAAAGUGAGGACUGAGUUUUACCCAAUAAAAACAAAACGAAGAUGGAAAAAAAAAAAACAGAAAUUAACACAAAAAAAAACAAAAAAAGAAAAGGACUUCUUGCUACUCUGGAGCAACUUAUUGGUAGAGGUUUUGUACUUGGAAA